AUGGUAUUAGGUCACAAUAUAAACGAGGGUCAGAGGACGAAGGAUAUCCAAAUAACGCAAGAUAUAACGUUUGAAACCAUGCUUCUUUCUGAGGAUACAUUAAAUGGCUUAAAAGGUUCUGGUUUUUAUAAACCAUCUCCUAUUCAGUUACACGGCAUUCCAUUAGGAAAAUGUGGAUUUGAUUUACUAUUAGAAGCAAAGUCAGGAACAGGGAAAACAGCAGUAUUCACAGUUAUUGCCCUAGAAAAUCUAGACUUGGGUAAAGGACUUCAAGUUGUAGUUCUUGCACCAACUCGGGAAAUAGCUGCCCAAAUUUGUGAUGUUCUUAGACAAAUAGGACAAAAAUUUGAAGGUUUAUGUGUUGAAGUUGUAAUGGGAGGCUUAUCUAUUCAAGAAGAUAUAAACAAAUUUAAAAAUAACAAUGUCCAUAUAGUGGUAGGUAGUCCUGGUCGCCUUAAACACCUUAUUCAUGAAAAACAUAUUGAUUUAAAAUCAGUAAGACUGUUUAUUCUGGAUGAAGCUGAUAAGUUAAUGGAAAAAAGUUUCUUAGCAGAUAUUAAGUAUAUACAUUCUGCUUUACCUAAGCAAAAGCAAGUGAUAAUGAGUAGUGCUACAUAUCCUGAAAGUUGCAAAGAAAUCAUUAACCAAUUUGUUCAUGAUGCACAACAUAUUUGUCCUAAUAGUAAUUGUAUUUUAUUAGGAGUAGCUCAGAAAGUUACAUAUGUAAAGUAUAACAGUAACAUUGUAAGACAAACAGAAAAUAGAUUUAUUGAAUUACUAAAAAUUUUAUCAAAAAAACAAUUUAAGCAAUGUCUAAUUUUCUGUAAUUAUCAAGCCAGAGUGGGAGAAUUACAUAAAAUGUUAACUAGAGAAAAAUGGCCAGUAGAACAAUUGUUUGGUCAACAAGACCAAAUUGAUCGUUUAGAUGCACUUAAGACUUUACAACAAUAUAAAUGUAGGAUUUUAGUAUCAACAGAUUUAGCUGCACGUGGAAUAGACGCAUCAAAUGUAGAUUUAGUAAUAAAUUUUGAACCUCCAUAUGAUUGGCCAACUUAUUUGCAUAGAAUAGGAAGGGCAGGAAGAUUUGGUUCUUAUGGUAUGGCUGUUACAAUACUUAGUGAAGGUGUAGAAACAAAUAAGUUUAUGAAUCUUUUACAAUCUUUGAAUACAUCAGUUUGUUUAUUAGCUCUAUGGCCUGAGGAUAAUGCAGAGGAUGAUAAUACUGCUAAUACUGAUAACAAGCAAUUAAAACGUUCUAUAGGAAAAGAUACUAUUGAACAUGAUGAUGUAGAAAAUUAUUUUGAAAAAUUUUGGACAAUUAUUUGUAACAAUGAAGAAGUAGUGAAACCACACCUAAAAGCAGAGAGCUUUGAUGAAUUAAUGAAUUCAUACAAAAAUAAUAAUCAGCAUGAAAUUGCAUCAUUCUCAGAACUGCUUACAUCCUUUCAGUCAAGCCAUUCAUUUGAUCAUAAUGAAUCUGAUAGUUAUUUGUAUAAAAAUGUUGAACUGCCAGAUAUAUCAAAUAUGGAUUUAAAUUUAAAAAAUUUAAAUAAAAGCUUACAAUUCAUAAAAAAUCACAUUCAUGAGCGUAUGGAGAAAAAUUAUAACAUAUUGGACCGUGAAGGUGUGAAUGACCACAAUGUAUCACAUAGUUCAAAACUUAGUGAUGAUGAUAUGAAAUCUAAAUACACAGCUGAAGUUCUCAACAUUAAACAUGAUAUCAAUGAUAAUAAAAUAAAUAGCUUUUGUGCUGAUUGCAAAAAUAAUAAUCUUACAGUAGGAAUAAAUGAUAAAACCAGCCCAAAAUUAAAAGAAGAAAAUGCUGAAUUAUUAAAAUUGGGACUACCAUUAUGUUUUUCUAGUUUCAACAAGAAACAAAAUAAUAAAAAAUGUUCAGUAAGCUCCCAAAAUCAAAUUCAAUAUUCUGAAAAAAAAUUAAGACAUUCUAAUGAAUCCAAAGAAAAUAUGAAUAAAAAUCCAAUUUCAUAUUUUAAUAGGCAAUCAAAUAAGCCAAACUUGAAGAAGAAAUUGUUGUUAAAUCAAGAUACUAAUGUUAAGAAUAGGUUUCCAAAUGAAAUUGAAUGUGGUUCACAAGCUUCAUCUUCUUGUAUUCAUAAUCAUGCACCAAAUUCAAAAUAUGCUAAUUGGUAUAGUAAACUAAAGUUACAAGUAAAACAAAUUGAACAAAUGAUAUACAUUGAGGAGCUCAAUAAAUUCAAU
This is a messenger RNA of Brenthis ino (lesser marbled fritillary), 2220 nucleotides long. Lineage: Eukaryota; Metazoa; Arthropoda; Insecta; Lepidoptera; Nymphalidae. The record is from the annotation of a GenBank genome assembly.